Serpula lacrymans var. lacrymans S7.9 is the source of this 792-nucleotide messenger RNA. RefSeq lists its product as uncharacterized. The transcript is spliced from 6 exons. Lineage: Eukaryota; Fungi; Basidiomycota; Agaricomycetes; Boletales; Serpulaceae. The record is from RefSeq and is a predicted model, not a curated record. The coding region runs from base 74 to 697 and encodes 207 amino acids.
UCUUGGCGAUCUGUCAUUCAUCAACCUUCUGCAGUGUAUUCGACUCAGCUGCGCAUGGAACGAUACAACAAUCAUGACAGAUUCCCAAUCAGGUGUUGGUACAAAUUACAAUCUCGGGAACUUCAAAGAUGCUCCCAUAAUUAAAAAACCCCUCAGCGAAGAUGUACAACAAUUUAUAUGGGAUCAUAUCGGAGCAAGCAUCACUCAUGACAGCUUGGGAAAGAUUCCCCUUAUCCUAGGCAUGCGUGUCAUGGUCACUGAAAAUGUGGCCACUUUUUGCAACGUUGUAAAUGGCGCUGAAGGAAUUCUUCAAGACAUCAAAUUCUCAGUAGACGAGCAAAAUUGUCGCUACACUGAGUGUGCUUAUGUCAAAAUUGAAGGUGCUAACCUCCAAUCCCCUUCACUUCCUAUAGACGUCGUUCCCAUUCUGCCUUCUCCAACGCGUUUCACUUAUAGUCCCAAAAUCACAGCAGAAGAGCACGCUUCCCACACAUCAGCAAAAUCCUGCAAUAUUGUGCGAACUCAACUGCCUUUGUUACCAGCUUACGCUUACACCAACUACAAGGUACAAGGGCGUUCAUUGAAGAAGGUUAUAUUGGAUCUGGCAGGCUCUGGUGUUGCCAUCUUGAGGACUUUCAAAAGUGUGUUGGAUGAGGAAACUAAGACUCUUUAUUUAGCGCAAUAUGCAUCAUUGUGAAAGCUACUAAGCUUUUAUGGAUAAGCUGUAGCCCCCCAAGUACCACACCAUCCCCUCGCCAUAGCAGUGUGGCUCGUCUUUUCCUUCCCUAACCU